Messenger RNA from Rattus norvegicus (Norway rat), 1280 nucleotides. The record is from RefSeq and is a predicted model, not a curated record. NCBI's taxonomy places the organism in Eukaryota, Metazoa, Chordata, Mammalia, Rodentia, Muridae.
UCAUGUUGUUCUCCUACAGGAAUAGAAAUCCGAGUCUUGGCUCCAAUAUGACCAAGAAAAGGAGAAACAACGGUCGGACCAAAAAGGGCCGGGGUCAUGUGCAGCCAAUUGGCUGCGCGAACUGCUCCUGGUGCGUGCCCAAGGAUAAGGCCAUUAAGAAGUUUGUCAUUUGGAACAUUGUAGAAACUGCUGCAGUCAGGGACAUAUCUGAAGCACGCAUCUUCGACGCUUACGUGCUUCCGAAGCUCUAUGUCAAGCUGCACUACUGCGUGAGCCUUGCCAUUCAUAGCAAGGUUAUCAGGAAUCAAUCUCAUGAGGCCCGGAAGGACCGAACAUCUCCACCACGAUUCAGACCUGCUGGCGCUGCACCACGACCUCCACCAAAGCCCAUGUAAAGAGGUGAUUUCAUGAAGGCAGAAAGAAAAAUACCAUGGAAAAAUAAAACGGAAGUUAUACUUUAAAAAAAAAGGAAUAGAAAUCCUCACAAAGACAAUCCCCAUUCCACACCCACACACUCCCUUCCUCAACUCUUGCUGGCACACUUCUUCACAAGUAUUUUAUUCUGUGUAUGUCCCAUUGAAUUUGGGUGGGAGUUUAUUCGGUGGAACAAGAACCAUGUAUUUGUAGCCACUGGAAAAAAACCGACAACUCCACCCUCACAACCAUUAAUUGCUAAUAUCCUCCCUGGGAGAAGUGAGGAGUCCUGGGGUCUUCCUCCCUCACCCAUGAUGAAAGAUUAGCAGACAAUAUGUGCUCUCUAUUGCAAUGGUGGCAUGACUGUUAUGUAGGUAACCAAUCACUUUCUGGGUGGAUUUGAGGCCUAGUCCAUGAAAAGAACUUAUCUCUGAUUCUGUAAAUCUGGUCAAGAGCCUAUGGCUGUGGAUGUCAGAAACCCUACUAGGGAAUCUACUACUGUCGUUUUGCUAAACAGACAAGCUGCCAAAACUGUCUUAUAAAUAUGCAAGUUUAAACCCAUGGUAAACUUUCAUCAGAUCAAGUCCUUACCACAGCAGGUUAUUCCAAAAAUCAAUGAACAGGCAAAGAGAUGCUAAGAUUUUUUUUUUUAUCACUCGUCUCUCACCGAAAUUUUUUCUUCAUCCAGAGGUAAAGUAAAGACUGUGUUGAGUGAGGUACAAGCAAUUAAAACCACGAAUGCCAUGAAAUACAAAAACUUGGUAGUUGACUUUUAAAGAUAGUGAAAAGUAAAUAUAAUAUAUGUAAGUCACAGUGACAAUGGGAGAAUGUAGCAUUGCAGGCAAUAUUGAGAUAAUGUUAUUGUC